Messenger RNA from Trifolium pratense (red clover), 1145 nucleotides. Its product is annotated as codeine O-demethylase-like. The coding region runs from base 1 to 1071 and encodes 356 amino acids. NCBI's taxonomy places the organism in Eukaryota, Viridiplantae, Streptophyta, Magnoliopsida, Fabales, Fabaceae. The transcript has 4 exons. The record is from RefSeq and is a predicted model, not a curated record.
AUGGCAGAAUCGGUGGAGGUAGAUAUUAUCGGUAAUAAAUCAGCGCAAGAACUUGCGUUGAAUCCUGAAAAUGUUCCAAAUAAUUAUAUUCACAAAGAAGGUGGUGUUGGAUUUCGCGAUGCUCUUCUUCCUUCCGAAUCAGAUGAUAUUGAGAUUCCUGUCAUUGACAUUGGCAACCUCACAUCUCCAUCUGCAGCACAACAGGAGCUUCAUAAACUCCACUCCGCACUCUCUUCUUGGGGAUUAUUUCAGGCAACAAACCAUGGUAUGACAGGCUUGUUUCUUGACAAAGUCAGGGAAAUUUCAAAACAAUUCUUUGAUCUUCCAAGGAGAGAAAAGCUAAAAUAUGUAAGGGAACCAAACGAUAUUGAAGGAUAUGGAAAUGAUGUAAUAUAUUCAGAAAAUCAAAAGCUUGAUUGGAAUGACAGAUUAUUUCUGAAGGUACAUCCUGAAGAUCAGAGGAAUUUCAAAUUUUGGCCCCAAAAACCCGAUGAUUUCAGGAAUACUAUAGAACAAUAUAUCGAAAGUUUAAGGCAGUUAUAUGAAGUAAUUUUAAGGGCCAUGGCAAAGUCAUUGGACUUGGAAGAGGACUGCUUCCUAAAUGAAUGUGGAGAGGAAGCUUCAAUGUCUAUGAGAUUCAGUUUCUACCCCCCAUGUCCUAUGCCUGAUCAUGUUCUAGGCGUGAAGCCGCAUGCUGAUGGAUCAUCUAUAACUAUUUUGCUGCAAGAUAAAGAGGUAGAAGGCCUCCAAGUCCUCAAAGAUAAUCAGUGGUUUAAAGUUCCAAUCAUCCCUGAUGCUCUCGUGAUUAAUGUUGGUGAUCAAUUAGAGAUAAUGAGCAAUGGAAUAUUCCAGAGUCCAGUACACAGAGUAGUGACAAAUGCAGAAAAGGAGAGGCUCACAGUAGCAACAUUCUGCAUUCCGGAUUCAGAAAAAGAGAUUAAACCGGUUGACAAAUUAGUGAACGAAUCGAGGCCAAUAUUAUACAGACCGGUGAAAAAUUUUGUGGAUAUCUAUUUCGAGUAUUACCAGCAGGGAAAAAGGCCAAUUGAAGCAUCUAAAAUAAUUUUGUGAAACUAAAGAGAAUGAAAAUGAAAUAAAAUGAGUAUAAUGAAAAUUCUGAGCCGUUGCUGCUACUUUAUAUAAAA